Synchiropus splendidus (mandarinfish) is the source of this 3519-nucleotide messenger RNA. It is a transcript of the gene adam19a, whose product is annotated as ADAM metallopeptidase domain 19a. The transcript is spliced from 23 exons. The record is from RefSeq and is a predicted model, not a curated record. Gene Ontology annotation, biological process: proteolysis. The coding region runs from base 77 to 2956 and encodes 959 amino acids. Lineage: Eukaryota; Metazoa; Chordata; Actinopteri; Syngnathiformes; Callionymidae. Gene Ontology annotation, molecular function: metalloendopeptidase activity.
GAGUCGGACUCGGAGAGGCAGAGUGGAACAACGGCGAGGAAAAGGGAGGACGGCCAGGGCUCCGAGGUACACAGGGAUGUACAGUAAACACAGGCAGAAAAAGGCCGCGAUCACCCCGGAAAGAUGUGGACUUUUACUCUUCUUCGUCUCUUUUCUGCUGCUGAAUGGCGUCCUGGACGGCGCGCGCGAAGACGCCGGAGGACACGGGCCACGCAGAGGAAGGACAGUGGUGGCUCGAUGGCUGUCUGAAGGACGAGCGAAAAGGGAGGCAGACACCCUAAAACAGGAGGCGCACCCAGCCAGGGGAGAGAUACUGCUCUCCUCCACUGACCUCCAGCUGGUGCUGCAAGUGGAACGAAAUCAUGAACUUCUGGGAGCCGACUUCACGGAGAGCUACUACACAGAUGACGGACAGCUGGUGACUGUGAGCGACCACAAUUACACAGAUCACUGCUUCUAUCACGGCCACGUGAGAGGACAUCCUGAUUCGUGGGUGGCUGUCAGCACUUGCUUCGGAGUCAGGGGUCUGAUAUCUCUGGACUCUAAUGUCACCUACUACCUGGAGCCGAUAGGCAGAGAGGAUCCUCAGCACCACUCUCUGCAGCACACAGAGGAACUGACCGUUCAAGGGGGGAGCUGUGGUCACACCCAACACACAUCGGAGUCCGGUCACGUCGCCAGCCUCCUCAGACCAUUUUACUCGAGGGUGAAGAGAAACACCUGGGGCACCACCAAGUACAUGGAGCUCUACAUCGUGGCCGACAACACACUGUUCAGAAGACAGAAUAAAGACUACGAGAGAACCAAGACGAGGAUCAUGGAGAUUGCCAAUUAUGUGGACAAGUUCUACAGAGCUCUGAAUAUCCGAGUGCCACUGAUCGGACUGGAGGUGUGGACGGACAGGGAUCAGUGCAUCGUGAACGAGGAGCCAAACGCCACACUCUGGUCCUUCCUACAGUGGAGACAGAAACUGAAGUCCAGAAAGAAGCAUGACAAUGCCCAGCUGUUGACUGGUGUUAUUUUUAAGGGGACGACCAUCGGCAUGGCACCUCUGGAGGGGAUGUGCAGUCUGGAAAACUCUGGUGGAAUCAAUGUGGACCACUCAGACGUCGCCAUCGGUGCCGCUGCCACCAUGGCCCAUGAGAUUGGACACAACUUUGGAAUGAGCCACGACCACGACGGCUGCUGCGUGGAAGCCACCGCUGAGCAGGGCGGCUGUGUGAUGGCCGCCGCCACCGGUCAUCCGUUCCCUCGCGUCUUCAGCCGCUGCAGUAAGCGUGACCUGGACAGCUAUUUCCAGAAGGGAGGUGGCAUGUGCCUCUACAACAUGCCCAACAUGAAGGACCUGGUGGGAGGCAAGAAGUGUGGCAACGGCUUCGUGGAGGACGGAGAGGAGUGUGACUGCGGAGAACCUGACGAAUGCACCAACGACUGCUGCAACGCCAAUAAUUGCACUUUGAAAGAAGAGGCUCAGUGUGCACAUGGAGUGUGCUGCGAGGGGUGCAAACUGAAGCAGGCGGGCACAAUGUGCCGUGGACCAGCAGGAGCCUGUGACCUGCCAGAAUACUGCACAGGAGCGUCUCCAUACUGUCCCACCAACGUCUACCUGCUGGAUGGCUCGUCCUGCCAGUAUGGCGUGGCCUACUGCCACAACGGCAUGUGCCUCACCCAUGAGCAGCAGUGUGUGCAGCUCUGGGGCUACGGAGCCCGACCAGCUCACGACGCCUGCUUUGAAGAUGUCAACGCUGGUGGGAACGCUUUUGGAAACUGUGGCAAAGACCAGUAUGGAAACUUCACGAAAUGUGCGAAAAGUGAUGCCAAGUGUGGUAAGAUCCAGUGUCAGAGCGCAGCAAAGAAGCCCAAAGGCACAAAUGCAGUGCCCAUCGAUACCACCAUCAAGACAGGUGGCAUUGAGGUGAAGUGUCGCGGCACAUACGUCUACAGCACCCAGGACGGCCAGGGGGACCUGCCGGACCCAGGCCUCGUCAUGACAGGCACCAAGUGCGGCGAGGGCAAGGUGUGCCGAGACCGCAGGUGCCAAGAAACCUCCUUCACCGAGCUGGAGACUUGUAUCGCACGCUGCCAUGGCAAUGGGGUGUGCAACAGUAAUGGGAACUGCCACUGCAAUCGUGGCUGGGCCCCGCCCUUCUGCGAGAAGCCUGGCCUUGGAGGAAGCGUGGACAGCGGGCCGAUCCAAUACGACAGCCAAGUGGGGCUGGUGGUGGGUCUUCUGUUUGCCUUCCUGGUGGUCCUGCCUGCCGUGCUGCUGCUCUUCUACUGCUACAGGAUCAAGACGUCUUACUUUCACAAGUGGCUUUCCCAGCGAGAGAAGAACAAGAAGAACAAAGCGGAGGCAGCGCUGGAGAAUGGCAAGAACGGCCAUCUGAAUCCAGCCUUCCACCUGAAGGUGGUCGCUCCAGUCAACAAAACCAGCGGCCAGAAGGGGCAUCCUCACACCAGCAAAGAGCUUCUGCCCCUCAGACCAGCUCCGGUUCCAGCUGGUCAUCAACCGGUCAACAUCGUGAGACCUCUGAGACCGGCACCAUCAGCCCAGGCGGGCGUCGGGGGAAACAAGGCAGUGCGCCCGCCUUUACCUGUCGGAAAGCCCCCGGCAGCACCGUCCAAAUCACCCCCAGUGCUGCAGAGACUCAGCCCACCGAGGAAACCUCUGCCCCUCAACCCGACCCGUCCCCCACUGCCUUCGGCACCACAGACCAGACCGUCACCCUUUCCCCCUCAGCGACCUCUACCCCUCAGCCCGGCGAGAGGAGCCUCUCCGGCGACGAGUCCAGCUCGCAUCUCAACCUCAAAACCCUCCUCGGGCCUGCUGGUCAUGAUGCCGCCAGCAACAGGACCCAAGCCCGUGGGCAAAGUCACAGCCAUCCCUCCCCUCAGAGCUCUCAGACCAGUCCCAGGUGCCAAACCAAACACAGCCUCACAGUCACCAGGAAAAUGACCUUGCGGACCGGCCGUCCGUGGAGCCAGCAGCUGACAGCCUAUUUGCACUAAAGGGACAUUUAGCUGGCGAAGCACUGCGCUGUCACACACCGAGCCGGAGCCCAGUCAGAACUGUGGUCAAACGCCACCGGAUCACGUGUGACUCCUGGACACCAUGGAAACCACAUCGACGCAGAUCUGCAGAGACUGUGCAGACUGAGGAGAGUGUUCUUGCUGGGGAACACCCACACUUGCCAAAUCAACUUUUUUUUUUAACAACUUCUCGUCAUUCUUUUUUUUUAAUGCUCUCUGUGUUUUGUAACAAGUGUUUACAGUUUUUUUUUACAAUCACUAGUUUUGAUUUUUGUGCCAAAGAGGUUCCUCUGUAAGCCGUGUCGGGAAAAGCUUGAAGACUUAUGUUUACCACUUACCUUUAGUUUCUUUUAUUUAUUGUGCCAUGUCCGCGGUGUUGGUGGAUUCAGAUGCCUAACAGGGCCGAUAAUCACUUAGCAGCUUGUUUACAUGCUGGAGGAGGCUCCUCUGUUCCUCUCGUACAUGCGAUUGUCUUUUGCUGUCUGUCAA